Penicillium concentricum is the source of this 1044-nucleotide messenger RNA. Its product is annotated as SDR family oxidoreductase. The record is from RefSeq and is a predicted model, not a curated record. The coding region runs from base 1 to 1044 and encodes 347 amino acids. Gene Ontology annotation, molecular function: oxidoreductase activity, acting on the CH-OH group of donors, NAD or NADP as acceptor. The transcript is spliced from 2 exons. NCBI's taxonomy places the organism in Eukaryota, Fungi, Ascomycota, Eurotiomycetes, Eurotiales, Aspergillaceae.
AUGACGCCCACUCAAUCAUCUUCCGGGGAUACCCCAAAUCCCACGGAAACUCUCUUGGUUACGGGAGGCUCCGGCUUCCUAGCAUCCCAUGUCGUCCGUGAGCUAUUACGACAAGGCUAUUCUGUUUUAGUCACGGUUCGAUCCGAGGCCAUGGCAAAGAAGGUUCUCCAAGCACAUGCCCAGUAUAGCAAUCGGCUUUCAUUUAUUCUUGUUCCAGAUAUGACUGUCCCGGGUGCAUACGACGCGGCUGUGCAAGGUGUCACCGGGGUGUUUCAUAUAUCUUCGCCCUGUACAUUUACCUCGCCAGAUAACGUCAAUGAUCUUCUUAUCCCGGCUGUAUCUGGGACUCGGGGGAUCUUGGAGUCUAUCAAAAAACAUGGCCCAUAUGUCAAGCGGGUUGUGUUGACCUCGUCAGCAGGCGCGAUCGUCGAUCCGAUUGUUGGCUUUGAUCGUAUUCAUCCUUAUACCGAAGGCGACUGGACAAAAGUAACUUGGGAUGAGGCGGCGAACGGAUCAGGAAACCUCGGAUACAUUGGUAGCAAACAGUUUGCCGAGAAGACGGCGUGGGACUUCAUACAAAAUGAGAAGCCCUCCUUCGACCUCGUCACUAUUUGUCCUACAUUUAUCAUUGGACCAAUUAUCAUCCCAACCCAGAAUAUGCGUGCGAACCCUAGUUUUAUCUCUCUGUACAAACUCUUGGACGGAAAGUUAGACAACCUAGGAAAGGUGCUUUUGCCUGCUUACGUUGAUGUUAGAGACUCGGCAAAAGCUCAUGUUCGAGCUUAUGAAGAAGCUAAUGCCUCUAACCAAAGAUAUCUAAUUUCAUCCGGGUCCCUCAAUCUACAGCAGGUUGCUGAUAUCAUGAAAAAGCACUUCCACUCACUCGUUGGACGCCUCCCUGUUGGAAGGACCGAGGAGCGUGGGGUGCUCAUUAUGGAUAGCAGCAAGGCAGUCAGAGACCUUGGGUUUGCUCCGAGAGGACCGGAUGAGACUGUUGUGGACACCGUGCGUCGGCUUUUGGAAAUUGAGGCGACUGGAUAUUGA